This is a messenger RNA of Trichogramma pretiosum, 1836 nucleotides long. Its product is annotated as sphingomyelin phosphodiesterase-like. Lineage: Eukaryota; Metazoa; Arthropoda; Insecta; Hymenoptera; Trichogrammatidae. The record is from RefSeq and is a predicted model, not a curated record. Gene Ontology annotation, molecular function: acid sphingomyelin phosphodiesterase activity. Gene Ontology annotation, biological process: ceramide biosynthetic process; sphingomyelin catabolic process. The transcript is spliced from 7 exons. Gene Ontology annotation, cellular component: lysosome. The coding region runs from base 1 to 1722 and encodes 573 amino acids.
AUGAAUUAUGAUCAAUGGAUUUCGGAUAUGAAAAAUGCUUUUGAACAUGGCAAUUAUUCCAAAUGGGCAAGUAGCGUUAACAAACAGAUGAAUGUCGAAGAAAUGGUACAAGAAGUUAACGAUUUAUAUAAAUCAUCUGCUUCUUGUAUUGGCUGUAAAUUUUUAGUUAAUAUGGCUCGCAUCAUGAUGCAAAAAGGCAAAAGUAAUGAUCAAAUUCUGGAUAUUGGAACGAAAAUUUGUAAUGUGUUUAAAAUUCAAACGCCCAGAGUUUGUGAAGGUGUUAUGAAAAUUAUUGGCGUCGAUGUAGUGGACGUUGUACGUCAUUCAAAUUUGAAGGGAUCACAAAUCUGCAGAUUUUUUUUAGGUCAGCCAUGUGUCAAUGGGUAUGCAGCACAACACGAUUGGAAUAUAACAAUAUUUCCAGCUAAAGAACCAAAAAUCAGACAUCCACUCACUAAACCAUCUGAAAAAGUACCACCAUUAAAAAUCCUUCAAAUUUCUGAUACGCAUUUCGACCCUCUUUAUGAAGUGGGAUCAAAUGCUGACUGUGGAGAGCCUCUUUGUUGUAGAGCCUCUAGUGGUACCCCUAAUUCCACAAAAUCAGCUGCUGGAAAAUGGGGUGACUACAGGAAAUGUGACACACCUUUGAUAUUGUUGGAAAACGCAAUUAAGCACAUAGUUAAAACUCAUAAAGAUAUUGAUGCAAUUUAUUGGACCGGCGAUUUACCUCCACAUGACGUAUGGGUUCAAACUCGAGAAGAUAAUAUUGCUAAUCUUAAAUUUACCUCUAAAUUGAUGGCAAAAUAUUUCAAAGGCAUUCCUAUUUUUCCAUCAGUUGGAAAUCAUGAAAGUGUCCCGGUAGAUGGAUUCGCUCCGCCACAUGCACCACCGCAUAAAAACAUGUCUUGGUUGUAUGAUCAGUUAGCAGUAGAAUGGAGCCGUUGGUUACCAACUAAAACUCAUGAAACAAUAAGAAAAGGAGCAUUUUAUUCGACAUUAUUAAAAAAAGGCUUUCGUGUUAUUUCUGUAAAUGGAAAUUAUUGCAGCAGAAUGAAUUUUUAUCUUCUCUGGAAUAGUACUGAUCCACUCGACCAGUUGGCUUGGCUCUCUAAAGAACUACAAUCAGCUGAAGACAAGGGCGAAAAAGUACACAUCAUUGGGCACAUACCUCCGGGUGGUAAAGAAUGUCUUAAAUCUUGGUCAAGUAGCUACUAUGAUAUUAUUAAUAGAUAUGAAGGAACAAUUAUGGCUCAAUUUUUUGGCCACACUCACUGGGAUGAGUUUGAAAUAUUUUAUGAUUUGGAAAAUUUGAAGAGACCAGUAAAUAUUGGAUACAUCGCUCCAUCUAUAACACCUUGGGAGAACGUUAAUCCAGCUUAUCGUAUUUAUUAUGUCGAAGGUGAUCACCCGAAAACCAAUAGGGCUAUCAUUGAUCACGAAACUUGGAAAAUAAAUCUUGACGAGGCAAACAGAAAUGACAAUCCUGUGUGGUACAAAGCAUACAGCGCCAAAAAAGCUUAUAAUAUGAAAGCUCUUUCACCAAAAGAUUGGGAUGAUCUCUUGACUCGAAUGGAUUCUAAUGAUGAACUUUUUGAUACUUUUUAUAUGAAUCAUUAUCGCAAUUCACCAGUUAGGCCCAAUUGUAAUAAUGAUUGUCGGAAAGAAAUUUUAUGUAAUUUGAGAAGUGCGAGAAGUGAAAGUCGAACAGAUUUUUGCAGUUAGUAUUAAAAACUUACGAGAACAUAUUGGAGAAAUAUAUUCAGCUAAAUAUAAACGAAACCUACAUUUUUUUCAUUGGCGAUAAAAAGAUUUAGCACUUCAGGACGUUAAAGUGAC